Messenger RNA from Oldenlandia corymbosa var. corymbosa, 1302 nucleotides. NCBI's taxonomy places the organism in Eukaryota, Viridiplantae, Streptophyta, Magnoliopsida, Gentianales, Rubiaceae. The record is from the annotation of a GenBank genome assembly.
AUGGAUGAUUGGUCACGCGCCACCGUUCACGGUGCUAUUGUCAUCUUUCCUCCGUCUGGUUCCGACUAUCCUUUUCCUAAGCCCUAUGCUGAAGUGCCCAUAAUUAUAGGAGAAUGGUGGAAGAAAGAUGUGAUGGUUGUUUUAAAGGAGUUUAUGGCAUCUGGAGGACAACCUAUAGUUUCUAAUGCUUUCACAAUAAACGGUCAGCCUGGAGAUUUAUAUCCUUGCUCUAAACAAGAUACAUUUAAGCUGGAUGUGGUACGAGGGAAAACUUACCUCUUGCGAAUAAUCAACGCUGUAAUGAACGAAAUUCUAUUUUUCGCCGUAGCGGAUCAUAAACUCACUGUGGUUGGCGCGGAUGCUAGCUACACUAAACAAUUAACAAGUGACUUUGUUGCUAUCUCCCCUGGUGAAACCCUAGAUUGCCUCCUAGUUGCUGAUCAACAACCUGGACAGUAUUACAUGGCCGCAAGAGCUUAUGUUAAUGGUAAAGAUGUCUUUUUUGACCACACAACCACAACAGCAAUAAUCAAGUACGACGGUUCAUCUUUGUCACCAACUCCCAAAAUGCCGCGACUUCCUGCUUACGAUGAUACUGAUUCGGCUACGGAUUUUAGUGGAAGCUUGAAAAGUUUAGCUAGUGAAGACCAUCCAAUUGAUGUCCCGAAAGAAGUGGACAAAAAUUAUGAAAUCACUGUAUCCAUUUCAGCAUUUCCAUGUGAAAAAUGCACCGGCCCAAAUGGAACCCGGUUGGGAGCUAGCUUGAACAACAUAUCAUUCGUGAACCCGUCGAUCGAUGUGUUAAGCGCGUAUUAUCAUGGUAUUGGUGGUGUUUUCGGGAAUGAUUUUCCGACAAACCCACCGUUGGUAUUUGAUUUCACGGCCGACGUCUUACCUCUUGAGUUUCAAAUAUCGGAAAGGAAGACAGAAGUGAGAGUGAUCGAAUAUGGUUCUGUAGUUGAGGUGGUUCUUCAAGGGACAAAUUUGGUUGUCGGAAUGGAUCAUCCAAUGCAUCUUCAUGGAUACAGUUUUUAUGUUGUUGGUUGGGGAUUUGGCAACUAUGAUAAGAAUAAGGAUCCUCGCAAGUAUAACCUUGUAGAUCCUCCCCUACGCAAUACAAUUGCUAUCCCAAAGAAAGGCUGGACUGCUAUCAGGUUCAAGGCAAACAACCCUGGAGUAUGGCUAAUGCAUUGUCAUAUAGAGCGCCAUCUUUCAUGGGGAAUGAACACAAUAUUUAUUGUAAAAGAUGGUCAGAGUCCGGAAGAGAAGAUGCUACCGCCACCAGAGAUGCCUCCAUGCUGA